This is a messenger RNA of Candida tropicalis MYA-3404, 468 nucleotides long. RefSeq lists its product as uncharacterized. Bases 1 to 468 code for a protein of 155 amino acids. Lineage: Eukaryota; Fungi; Ascomycota; Pichiomycetes; Serinales; Debaryomycetaceae. The transcript has a single exon. The record is from RefSeq and is a predicted model, not a curated record.
AUGAAUUUGAUAGAAGCAUUAAAAUUACAAUCACAAUUAACCAAACAAACAAAUGAAUUAUCUGUUUUGAUAGAAAAAUGUUGUCAGGCACAAGAAGGUGAUGAACCUCCAUUUGAUCCAAAUCAAUUAUUUCAAGAAUAUGAAGAUCUUUUACAAGAAUUAAUUGAAUUAUCAAUAAGAAUUCAAACAACUAAUAAUAUCAUCAAAUUUAAAUAUCUAGAUAAUCCCACACCAAGAUCAAUGACCCAAGCUUUGGCAGAUGUAAGUAAACUUGAAGCCCUACGUUAUUCGGCUUCUAGAAUUGUUAAUAACGGUAUCAUAACUCGAGGAUAUAGUAAUAAGAAAAUAAAAGAUGUGGCGUAUGCCGAUGUUGUGAAGUAUCAUAAGAUUUCAAAUGAGUUUGAUAAACAGCUAAAUUCUUUGUCGUUAAGCAUACAGAAUGCAAAUCAUGAAUUUGAGUUGAUAUAA